Gadus chalcogrammus (walleye pollock) is the source of this 3831-nucleotide messenger RNA. RefSeq lists its product as uncharacterized. NCBI's taxonomy places the organism in Eukaryota, Metazoa, Chordata, Actinopteri, Gadiformes, Gadidae. The coding region runs from base 2911 to 3831 and encodes 306 amino acids. The transcript is spliced from 2 exons. The record is from RefSeq and is a predicted model, not a curated record.
CCUAGCACGAGAGAACUCCGCAGCUAGAAGGACUGAAUAAAAUGGGUUGAAAACUGUCUCCAGUGAUAUAGAAUACCAAUGCUCACUUGGGAAUCAGGCCCUAUGUCCAAAAUUCCGAACUACCCCUUUAAGAUACCUGGUUAGCACAACAUUGAAAAAACAUAUUUUUUGAUUAACAAAUAUAUGCACAUUCCAUUUCAUCCCAAAUUGUUACAAUCUCAAAUAUAUGAUCAAGUCUCCAUGCCUAAAAUUUAAGUAAUAUGACAUUCAGUUCCCAAAGACAUUCAGUGACAUUCUGUUCCCAUUUGUUUAAGUAUAUUUGCAAUAUCUAGUCCAAAUUGUCAAGAGGUUAGAAGGGAGGUGAUAAUGUCGAUCCAUCAUAUCCUAUGACUACACAUAUAAACAUCUUUGUUCACGGACCCUGAAGAAUCAGUUAAUGCAUGUUUAAUAUUUAAUUGGGAGUUUGUUAUUUAUGAGUCUUUUUUAUAUUUGCAUUCAGAACUUGAGACCAAUUGGAAGUAUUUGUUAUUGUAUUCAAAGAUUUAGAUUUAACGAAAAUGAGUUACUUAAAAAAUUACUUGAAUUAUACAUUUAAACCAAAGUAAUUUGAAUACUGAAAACAAAUGAUGACAUUAUCAAAUUUGCUCUAUUGUUUAUUUCUUAGUAUUUUUUUUAACAGACUAAAUAUGAUUGUGGUGCUAAAUUGUGUCUGGAAAUCAGAGGGCAUCACUGCAAGUGAAUUUGAAACCAGAUGUUUCAAACAUUACUUUGCUCCCGAAUGUGAAUAAUAUUUAUUUAGAAGCAGAUUUAGGCAGUUGAUUUAGAAAAAUACAACAAUCAAAAGUCUAGAUCUUUGGAUUCUGUGUCACUUGAAGGGCAUAUAAUUCACUCUAUCCUCUCUGAAGACAAUCUCAGCUUGACUUCUUAUAAUCAGAUGGUUGUAUUGGUUCCUGUUUUGUUGCUUUUGAGCCGUUUCUUCUUUUAUGGUAUACAUUGCAUUUCUAGUUAAUUUGUUUUUUUUAUGCAAAAGAUUGACUAUUGUAUCCUGUUGUUAUUAUUAUGACUGUUAUUUGGUAUUGUCUGUUUGUUUCUGCACUGAUAUCUUAAUAAAGCAUACUGCUCUUUCCAUCUGAUCAGCCGUUUUUGAUGUUGUUAUAAAAAAAAGUAUAAAUUAUACAUUUGUUUUAAUCUCCAACCAGAUUACCGCCACAUCUUGCAGAGAGCGGUUGGUUAUGAGCUCUCCAGACCCCGGAUCAAGUCAGCCGAGGUGCCAAAUGUUACAACCCCUUGUCCCCUGACUGGGUUCCAUCCAUCUUCUCACACAUUCCAGCCACCAAGAAGAGGAAAGGGAGAAAGACAUGGAAAGGUAUGAGCAGCACAGCAGAAUGAAGAACAAGAGGGUGGAGGAGAAAAAGAAGAAAGAUGCAGUGGAUGUCCUCCUUGACCUAUCAUCAGUACCAGAUGCUGGAAUGCGCCACUUUCUGUGGAUGAACAACAGUGUGACAACAAGCCAUGCAAGGAAAAGAUUGCAAGAUUACAAAGCGAGUGUAAUGAGUGUAAACCGUAAGCUGAAAGACAUUAUUAAAUCAGGAACAUUGAUGAACUGGCUUUUGAAAAAGAUGAUGAAAAAGUGAAGGCAAUGACUGGAAUCCCCACAUAUUCAAAGUUACAAGUAGUUUCAACAUUUGUGUUAUCAUUUCUGCAGACUGGUACAAACCUCUCUCCCUUCCAACAACUUCUGUUAACUUUUAUGAGGCUGAAAAUGAACCUUCCCCUGUCAUUGCCUGGUUGUAUGUUUAAGAUCUCAAUUCCAACUGCCAGAAGAACAUUUAGAAGCACCAUUGAAGUGCUGAAUGCCAGGCUUGCUCCAGCACUUUUGUUUUGGCCAAAUCGAGUGGAGCUUCAGUUGUCAAUGCCUAUGAUAUUUAGACAGGUUUUUCAUAAAUGUGUUUGUAUUAUUGACUGCUUUGAAACUUUUAUUGAAAGGCCUAGAGACCUAAGAAGAGCACGAGCACAGACAUACUCAAAAUACAAACAUCACCAUACCAUGAAAUAUCUAAUUGGCAUUACACCACAAGGAACAGUUUCUUUUAUAUCAAAAGGAUGGGGUGGGAGAACAUCAGACAAACACUUGACUGAAAGAGUGAAGUGGAUUUUUGGAUCACCUCAACCCAGGUGAUGUCAUACUAGCUGAUAGAGGGUUUGAUGUGGCAGAUUCAGUUGGUCUGUUCAAUGCUGAGCUUAAGAUCCCAGCUUUCACUAGAGGCAAAAAGCAGUUGGGUCCAGUGGAAUUAUAGUCCACACGAGGACUUGCAUCAGUUAGGAUACAUGUGGAAAGAGUUAUCGAUGAGGCAAGGAAUCGGUACACCAUACUUCAAAGUACAAUUGGGAUUCAAAUGUGUGAAGCUGAGCAUCCUGAAGGUCUUACACCUCUAGAUAAAAUAGUCUGUGUGUGCUGUGCACUGACAAACUUGGCUCCUUCAAUUAUUCCUUUGGGUUGAAAAUGAGAAAAAUCUGUUAAUAACAGUGAAGUCACUGUUAUUUCCAUCAAUGAAAUAAGGACAGUGACAAAAAUGCAUUUGGCCCUUGUUUGGUUGACAUUUAGUAGCAGCGAUCACGCUCAGGCUAAUUAGUUUCUGUUUUUCAAUUGACUGGCGAGGGAAGUGCUCUCGCUCCCGCUCCCAGUUACGCUGCCGGUGGCUGCCUCCAUAAUGGCCCACCUAUGUGUCACCUGUGCGGCUCCUCUUGAGCCUGAGGACGGCCACGACAGUUGCCCUCCUUGCCUCGGUCUCGAGCAUUUGAGGGAGAGCCUAACGGACAGCGCCUGCAUGAACUGCAGCCUCCUGCCUUGGGUGCUCAGGGUGGCUAGGCUGGCAGAGCUGGAGAAUCGGGCAACAGCCAACGUCCCCAAUGAGCCUCCCUCCCAAUCAGCCCGGUCGUUCGGGGUGGCAGCGGCAUGAUGGGGCUGCGACUACGGGUGCCCCCCCCAAAAAGAAGGCAAGGGGCGGGCUGGCUGCCAAGGUUGACGGAUUGGCGGCCGACAUGGAGCAAAUGCGGUCCCUCCUCCUGGCCCUUCAGCCUGGGACUGGUCAGGGGCUGGCGGGGCUACAGCCUGGCCCUCCCUCGUCACAAUUCCACGAUGCCCUCUCUCUGGCGGCUUCGGCUAACCUCUUUAAUGAGGUUAUGACUGAGGGCGAUGCCUCCCACACACUAGACGAGGCCUCCUGCUCUUCUGCACAAGGCUCCCUGCAAGGGGCAGCAGACACCUCCAUGGCGGCCGUCCUGCGGACCGCUCUGGCUCACCUACAGCUCGAUGCGGCGCAGACGGAGUCAGCCCAGGCCAGCGCCUUCUUCAGGCUUAACCCUGUCCCGGCCACAUUCUCCGUCCCUCCUUCAGAGGAGUACCUGAAGGAGCUCCAUGCUUGCUGGAGGGACACUAGGGCCCUAUCCCACUCAACGUCGGAUGCCCGGACCUUGGCUGCCAUGCAGAAUGCGGCACAGGUUGGGCUGGGCCGCAUGCCACCAGUCGAGCCUGCCAUCGCCUCCCUAAUUCUGGCCCCUGAUGAGGCUCUGAGGCUAAAUGCCAGGUGUCCUCGGCCACAGUGCAGGGUCACAGACGACCUCCUGUCAAAAGCCUACGACGCAGCGGCGCGCAUGGGUCGUAUUGGGAACUCCCUUUCCCAACUGUUGCUGGGUCUUUCCACCUCUCUGCAGCAGGCCCAGGUCUGGUCUAGAGCUAAGGCCAUUGCCGGGUCGUUGACUGAUCUGUGCACCGUCCCAGUCUCAGGCGGCCCGGGACACGGCUCUUGCACGUGGCCCGGCAUGGCCUGA